UUAAUUUAUUAUGAUCUCAUUUUACUCAUUAUUUAAGCAAAAGUAUUAUACAGUUAUAUAAAAAGUGCAUUGAAAAACGAAAAAGUGAUUAAAAGUGCCAAAAUGCAAGUUUAUUGUUUGAAAGAAGUAUAAUAUUAAAGGCUAUUUUACAUUUAAAUCAUGGCAAUUCAUGAAAAUCGACAUGGUGGAGGUUUACCCAUGAGAUAUAUGAUGGCCAUUAUGGGUUCCAUCGGCAUGGCUAUUAUUUAUGGAUUUAAAGUUAAUGCAAGUGUAGCAAUUGUCGCAAUGGUGAACCACACAGCAGUUAAAUUAUUAUCAAAUGAAACCGUAAACUCAACAACAAAAUCAGUUCCAGAUGGACCGUUCGUUUGGAAUGAGCCUCUUCAAGGACUCAUUAAGGCUUCAUAUUUUUGGGGGUACUUAGUAUCAUUGAUACCAGCAGGAAGAAUGUCAGAGCUGCUUUCUGCAAAGUGGGUGAUGAAUGCAUCCGUUUUACUAAACGUUAUCGCUUCGCUUCUCUCACCUGUUGCUGCGCAGAUGCAUUAUUCGCUCUUUAUCGCCAUGAGAUUUAUACAAGGUCUUGGCGGGGGUGUUACCUUCCCGGCCAUGCAUGUAAUGGUAUCAAAAUGGGCUCCGCCAAGCGAAAGAAGUGUCCUAACUUCUAUCAUUUAUGCAGGAACUGCUUUGGGAACGGUAAUUGCUUUAUUGCUCUCUGGACUUUUGGCUGAUCAUUUUGGCUGGGUUUGGAUUUUCUAUGUGGAAGGUUCUCUUUGCCUAAUUUGGUGCACUGCUUGGUGGCUUAUGGUUGAAGAUUCUCCUGAAAAGCAAAAGUGGUUCAUCACUUUAGAGGAAAAGGAACUCAUUGCCUCUUCUUUGAACCAAUCCCUUCACAAGAGUUCUCACAGCGCCUCUUUUCCUUGGAGAGACGUCAUCAAAUCCACCCCAUUCCUGGCGAUUCUGGUUGCUCACUUCUGCAGUAACGUUGGCUGGUAUAUGAUGCUCAUUGAGCUUCCCAAUUACAUGAAUCAAAUUCUCAAAUUCCAAUUGAGUGAGAACGCAGGGCUCUCAGCAAUGCCUUUUCUUUGUAUGUGGAUUUUUACCAUGGUUCUCAGUAAAAGUCUGGCAGUAAUGCAGGAAAAAACUUGGAUUUCAGUUACCGUUUCCAGAAAAAUCGGAACGUUGUUCGCUUCUGCUGUGCCCAUGUUGUGCUUGAUUGGUGUAUCCUACGUUGAUCACAAUCGAGUUAUGGCCGUCACUUUUAUGACAAUUGGAGGCACCUGUAUCGGAGGAAUGUACUGCGGAUUUCUUGCAAAUCACAUAGACAUUGCACCAAAUUUUGCCGGAACCCUAGUGUCUAUUACGAACUUUUUUGCAACAAUUCCCGGACUAACGAUUCCAAUAGUUGUUGGAAAGCUCACCGAAGGAAACUCGACAUCUGAAGCCUGGAGAGUAAUUUUCUUCAUAACAGUAGCAUUUUACCUCGUUGAAAUGCUAAUUUACACGAUGUUUGGAACAGGGAAAGAACAACCGUGGAAUAAUGUUAACUCUGCAGAAGUUCAUCUGGAAGAAGCUUCUGAGCAAACAGUACCACUAAAAGAAAAAAACACGAAUGGAAAAGUCGUUUCCUACAAAAAUUGAAUGUUUCAAUGUUCAGAGAUUGGAUAUUAUCUAUGAGAACUUACUCAAUAGUAAUUUAUCUUUGAUUCCUUCACAGAACUGAAAGUUAUUCAACACGUACUUAAGUAUUUAUUAUUAGGCUUAGGGAUCGCCAGAGGCUGUCUGUUGAUUUUCAAACUUACAGGUUGUCUAGAAACUACGUUACCACUUUGAAAAAAGGAUUAAAAUUCAAAUGUAUUUUAGAAAAUUCGUUGUUUUUGCUUGAAAAUUCAAGUAUAU
Belonocnema kinseyi is the source of this 1896-nucleotide messenger RNA. RefSeq names its product sialin (gene MFS3). Gene Ontology annotation, molecular function: transmembrane transporter activity. The record is from RefSeq and is a predicted model, not a curated record. NCBI's taxonomy places the organism in Eukaryota, Metazoa, Arthropoda, Insecta, Hymenoptera, Cynipidae. The transcript is spliced from 9 exons. Bases 160 to 1638 code for a protein of 492 amino acids. Gene Ontology annotation, biological process: monoatomic anion transport; transmembrane transport.